UGCAUCAUUUAUUGGAUGCCAACCGCCGUUAAGCCUCGAAGAAGAGUGGCUAGUAUCGGUAGCAACUUCUCAAAGUCAAGUUCCAAGCCUUCCAUGUCUGAACCCAAGUCUAUGGAGUCCCCAGUUUCUGGCUGUGGUGUUCCAUCACAGAGAACCUCACAGCAGGGUCCAGAGAUGGUCUCAGUGAAGCUGGAGGACUGCAGUCAAACACUGCAACUCAAUGUGAUUGUCAAAGAGGAGGAGGAGAGAGCAGUCGGAGAGGAGGUGGAGGAGAGAGCAAUCAAAGAGGAGGUGGAGGAGAGAGCAAUCAAAGAGGAGGUGGAGGAGAGGGCAGUCAGAGAGGAGGUGGAGGAGAGGGCAGUCAGAGAGGAGGUGGAGGAGAGAGCAGUCAGAGAGGAGGUGGAGGAGAGAGCAGUCAGAGAGGAGGUGGAGGAGAGAGCAGUCAGAGAGGAGGUGGAGGAGAGAGCAGUCAGAGAGGAGGUGGAGGAGGGCGCAGUCAGAGAGGAGGUGGAGGAGAGAGCAAUCAAAGAGGAGGUGGAGGAGAGGGCAGUCAGAGAGGAGGUGGAGGAGAGGGCAGUCAGAGAGGAGGUGGAGGAGGGAGCAGUCAGAGAGGAGGUGGAGGAGAGAGCAAUCAAAGAGGAGGUGGAGGAGGGAGCAGUCAGAGAGGAGGUGGAGGAGAGAGCAGUCAAAGAGGAAGAGGAUGAGGAGAGAGCCAUCACAGAGGAAGAGGAUGAGGAGAGUGCAGUCAAAGAGGAAGAGGAUGAGGAGAGAGCCAUCACAGAGGCGACGGAGGAAAGACCACUCAAAGAGGAGGUGAAGGAGAGCGGAGUCAACGACGAGGAGAGUCCAGUCAAAGAAGAGAACAGGGACGGGUCUUCUCCAGAUCUAGAGGAAGAGGAAGUAGAUAGUAUCACUGAUCCAGGAGAGAUCUCCAACCCAGGUUCAGACGGUGAGCCCAGUUCCACAGCAUCAGGAAACCAUAAACGACACAGACGGAGGAACUCAAGACAGAAACAUCACCACUGCAUGGACUGCUUCACUAGUUUCUAUGAGCCAGAGGAGUUGAGAAGACACACUUGUAGGGCCCACCCCUGCUCAGAUUGCAGAGGCAGUGUUAUUUGUCCAACUCACCUCAAAUCACACCAACAGACUCACAGAAUAAAGAAGAUUUACCCGUGUGAUCAAUGUGGGAAGAGCUUUCCGACACCAAGCAAACUAAUGACGCACCAGAGAACUCACACAGGAGAGAGGCCUUACCACUGCUCCCAAUGUGGGACCAGCGUCAGUAAUUUAGCACAUCUAAAGCGACACCAGAGGAUAAUACACCUGGCAGAGAAGCCUUACCACUGCUCUCAGUGUGAUAAGCGUUUCAGUCAGGCAGGUCACCUGAAGACACACCAGCGAACUCACACAGGAGAGAAGCCUUACCACUGCUCUCAGUGUGGGAAGAGCUUUGGUCGGGCAGGAUCUCUGAAGACACACCAGAUUACUCACACAGAAGAGAAGCCUUAUCACUGCUCUCAAUGUGGGGAUAACUUCACCAGUUUAUAUUUCCUAAAGAAACACCAGAUAACUCACACAGGAGAGCAGCCGUACCACUGCUCUCAGUGUGGAAGGAGCUUCAGUCAGGCAGGAGACCUGAAGCAACACCAGCGAACUCACACAGGAGAGAAGCCAUACCACACUGCUCUCAGUGUGGGAAGCGGUUUGGUUGGGCACGAGCUCUAAAGACACACCAGCUAACUCACACAGAGGAGAAGCCUUAUCACUGCUCUCAGUGUGGGAGGAGCUUCAGUCAGACGGCACACCUGAAGAAACACCAGCUAACUCACACAGGAGAGAAGCCUUACAACUGUUCUCAAUGUGGGAAGGGUUUCAGUCGGCCAGCACACCUAACGAGACACCAGCGAACUCACACCGGAGAGAAGCCUUACCACUGCUCUCAAUGUGGGAAGAGCUGCAGUCAGACAGCAGACCUAAAGAGGCACCAGCUAACGCACAUCGGAGAGAAGCCUUACCACUGCUCUCGGUGCGGGAAGAGUUUCAGGCAUUUAACAACUCUGAAGAUGCACCAGAUGAGAAGCUUUUCCACUGCUGUUAGUGUGGGAAGAGCUUUAAAUGCAUAAAAUAACAUCAGAAGAUGUCGCCCAACACUGACCUUUAUAAUGGUGUUACCAAGCUGGGCAUCUAACCAAUAUUGACUGAGUUGGGUUUUUUUUCUUCUCCAACCUGAUGUACAUUGUCAUAUAAAAAAUGUACCAAAGCUUAUGGAAUAUGACACGAGGGUCACAUUUUAAAUGAAAGUGUCUAUUCCUCCAGAAAUGUA
Molecule: messenger RNA, 2326 nt
Organism: Oncorhynchus kisutch (coho salmon)
Lineage: Eukaryota; Metazoa; Chordata; Actinopteri; Salmoniformes; Salmonidae
Product: zinc finger protein 391-like
Exons: 3
Coding region: 16-1728 (570 amino acids)
Biological process (GO): regulation of gene expression
Cellular component (GO): nucleus
Source: RefSeq, a predicted model, not a curated record